AAAAGAAAAAGAAGAAGACAAAGACAACAGAGAAUUUGUAAACCAACCAAAAUGAUUGCGAUUAUUGAGAUUAGCGAAUUCGAUAUUUCAAUUUUUAUUUGAAAUUUUGUUGUAAACAACCUACUAUUUGUCUUAUAUAACUUGCAAAAUAUCAUUCAGUCUUAAUAUUUUAUUUGCCUUGACUACCAAUUACCAGAUAUGAUUAUAAAUAAAUUAUUGGGAGUAUUCGGAUCCCAGCGAUUGCUUCAAUGUCGAACAUUUGCGAUGAGAAUAGCAGCUGAUGGUAAAGCAAUACCCAAAAAGAAAACUUUUGAGAAUCGGAUCACGUUGAUAGGAGCGGAUAAUACAGUUAGUAUAAUUGAUUUGAAGAGUGCUGAAAGUUUAUCUUUGAGGAGAGAGCUAAAGUUGGUCAAAAUACAGGAUGUGGAUUCUAAAACUAGGCGACCAGUUUAUAAAUUAAUGACAAAUUCUGAAUAUCAUGAAGAAGAAUUGGAAAAACGAAAGGAGAGACAGGAAGCGCGACAAAGGAACUCCAUCAAAGGGCAGAAACUUCUAAAUCUCUCAUCUAAAAUAGGAGAACAUGAUCUAAUGACAUCUGUAAAGAAGAUGAUUAAGCUUCUAGAAAAACAAUACGAAGUACAAGUGAUUCUUAUGUAUGUCGGUCAAGAUGGAGAAAAAGUGUGUGAAAAGAUGUAUGACAUAAUUGAAAAGAAUACAAAAUCAGCUGGCAAAUUGGUUCAAAAAAGGAACAAGGGCAAUAGUUUAAGGUUCCAGUUGUUGCCUGUUAGAGAAAAUUCCACACAGACUGGUGGUGUAUCAGACCAAAACACAAAUGGAAAUGAUAAAGGGCCACUGUGACUAGUGAUGGUAAUUUUUUCUAUUAUGAUUGUGAAGUAUGCCCUGUACAGAAAAUAUCUUCAAAAUAUAGAGAGGAAAGAAGAUGGAGAAAUAAGAAAACAAAAAUACUUCGCUAAUACUUUUUUGGCUAAAUAUUAUACUAAUAGGGA
Messenger RNA from Chilo suppressalis (striped riceborer), 1007 nucleotides. The record is from the annotation of a GenBank genome assembly. Lineage: Eukaryota; Metazoa; Arthropoda; Insecta; Lepidoptera; Crambidae.